GGUUGCUCGCGCGCCAGCCUCGCACGCGCUCACUUGCGACAUACGAUCGAGUUGUGAACGUAAACAGUGGUAUAGCAUACCUAAUUUAAAAAGAGAAAGAUUUUUUUUUUUAAAUAAAGUGUUGACGUUUAAUAAUUAAACAUAAAACGCGGGUGUAUACGGUGAUCGAAUUGACGAGUUUCCACCGAUUUUCAUUAAUCGGAAUUUUUACGUUCGGAUGAACAUGGACUUGCCCAAAGGAUUCACAUCAAUGCGUUGUUCAUGGAUGUCUUUUUAACCGGUGUUUCCAAAAAGCUAUUGGUAGCAAUGUCGGUAGCGGUAAUAGUAACUAUGUGCCUAAAAACAACUGCGGCGAGUCCGUUAGAACACAGAAGACAUAAUAGACAUAUGACAAGAACACUGAAAGACUCGGUAACGUCCAAGACAGAGGCUCGAAUACACGAAGCUGAGAGAACUACCAAAGAACAAAAAAUCAGGAGACUGCUACACAACGACCAGUACGGGACAGCUCUACAAAAAGUCAAACAUAAAAUGGCUAACACGAAAGACAACUUCGACGAACGGCGCAGAAUAUUGACGGAGCCCAAAGACUACGGGUCCGGUAUGCCACCCUGGUUACCGAAGACUAACUUCGUGGAUAUUCACGAGAGGAGUAAUAAAAUCGCCAACAGAAAAGACGCAUCGAGAUCUAAACAAUAUUUCUCCUACAAUAUCCGGCAGCUCUACAAAUCGCUCGUAGUGUACCAGGAACUGUUCAAGAUAUUUAAACAAGUCGGCGUCAUAUCACCCGACAUACAAAUCACGAACUACAACACCAAACGAGAAGACUUCUUCAAGAAGACCAUCGAUGAUCUGUACAGCACCAUAGAGGAUAUAAAAGACGCAAUGGUCCGUGUCAAGAUGCCCAUACCUAAAGUAGAUUCCCCGAAACGUUUGAAACUCGACACGAUAGAAAUGAAAGUGAACUCAGCAAAAUAUUUAAAAAAUGACGACAUACUUUUUAGAGGUUACGGUAAUCUAUUAGAUAAUUGGCAUCUAGAAUUAAAUUGCUCUAAAGUCACGAAACCAGUCAAAAAGGGUAUGCUAGACAAAUGUAUGCAGUACCGGAAAAGUCUCAAAGAGAAACGCAACAAACGCAAAAGGAACAAAAGAAGAAAGCUCCUCUAACUUUAAUUAAUAUUUCCUUUUAAAAGCACAUCAAUAAUUGACUGUAUAUAAAAAAUUGCCACUUCUAGUAUUUAUUGAUGGACAAGAAGCUCUCUGUGAGUUUUAGGCAUAAUUUUUUAAAGUAUUUGGCAUUACGAUUAAGUAUUGGGUACUUUUUCUGUGAUAUUUAGUUAAUUAAUUUAUUUAAAAUGUAGCAUUUAAGUGAUGAAUUCAAUGUACUUAUACGUUCUCUCUGCUUUAUUGUGUAAUCUCCUAUUUAUUCUCAAAACGCAGAUUGUUGUGAAUAUUUUCUAGAAUUUUUUAUGCAUAGCAUAAAAAUUAUGUUGUCCUAGCUGUAGGUGAUAAAUAAUUGCGUAUAGUAUUAUUGAGAGGCAAAUAAUUUGCCUCCUUCGCCAAGAAAGACUUAAGUAUUUUUAAUUACAUUAUUAAUUUAUGUUUAUUAUUUAAAUGCGCACAACUUUGAUGUUGGAAAAUGUUUAAAAGAAGUAUGAAUAUGACGAUGUGAAAGGAUUUUUUUAUAAGGUAGAUGAUGAAACAAUGAACUGAUGACUUACCUCUUUAAUAUUACUGAUCUGUAAUGUAAAAUGGACAUUAAUUGCAAAUAUAUCAUCUAUAUCAUAAGAUUAUUUGGCAUACGUUUUAUCAACAUUCUAUUACUUGAACAUUACGAAUCUGUAAUAUAAAAUGAACGAUUCAAUGCAUAUCUAUAAUUUUUAACAUAAGACCAUUUGACAUACGUUUCAUAAGCAUCCUACCGUUUGAAUAUAAUCGAGCAGUAAAAUAAAUGGACAAUUUAAUGCAAAUCUACAAUUAUGAACAUAAGAUCAUCUGUCCUAUAUUUUAUAAACACCCUACUAUUUGAUUAUUACCGAUCUGUUAUAUUAAAUGGACAAUCUAAUGCAAAUCUAUAUUUUUAACAUAAGCCUGUUUGACAUACGUUAUAGAAAUAUACUAGCACUUGAAUUUUACCGAUCUGUUAUAUUGAAUGGACAAUCUACUGCAAACCGUUUUUAAUAUAAGACAUUUGACAUAAAUUUUAUAAACAUGAAAUAAAUAAUUUGAAUAUACUGUUUUUUUUUUUGUAAUCAUUACCCACUUAUUAUUUAAUAUCCUAUACUGAUAAGUUUACUACAAUCUAAUAGAGGUACAGGAGUACGACAUUGCUGAC
Messenger RNA from Diatraea saccharalis (sugarcane borer), 2335 nucleotides. The record is from the annotation of a GenBank genome assembly. Lineage: Eukaryota; Metazoa; Arthropoda; Insecta; Lepidoptera; Crambidae.